GUGGUGCCAGCGCUGCCGGGGUGUGUCCAUACGUUGGAUGAAGCGAUGGCCGAUUCCGGGAAGGUGGUUGAGCGCUCUUCUUCUUGCUGAGCUCUCCUUGCAUGCGAGAGCCGCGACGGCUUGGAUCCGUAAGGAGGCAGAGAUUGCUGCCCACGGUCUGUCUCAGCUCAGAGAUGCUGGUGCGGAUGGACAGGUGUUUAGCAAGCGGACAGCUGACUCCCGGUCGAGAGACAUGCUCUCCCAACCGGAUGAUGCCGUUUGGAAGGUGCUGCAUGCCGGGUCAGAGGACGGCAAAGACUUCGCCGAGGUUCUGAGGGAGGCCCAAAAGGCGGAGCCUACGACCACGACCCCGGAGAGCCUGGAGAGCUUUCAGGAUGCCAUUCCGGCACCGCUGCUCAACAUGCGCUCCCCAAGCGCUCCGAUGCGCAUCCGCUCGCAAGCCUUCCACCCGACGAAGGGCGGCAAUCUGAAUCAUUCCGGAUACUCCCCAUAUGUGGGCGCGCCCGACCUGUCUUUCCCAUCAUGGACCUUCGUUCAUCCGCAGGUGCAACCAAAGGGCCUCCGCACAGCCACGAAGCGCGUCUUCCACGGAUCCCCGCUGAUCGAUGCCGACUUGAACGUGUACAUUCAAAGCACCUCGGGCUGGAUCUUCUCCUUCACAAAGGACGGGGAGCUGCGGUGGUCUUUUGACUUGAACUCCGAGGAUCCUCAGAACCCAGGCAACAUGGCGCUCCUGGAUGGCACGGCCUUCGUGUGUACCGAAGAUGGCAUGGCCUGGGCUAUCGACCUCGUAGAGGGAGCUGAAAGGUGGAGACAGAAGAUUGCUACCCACUGCUCUACCGAUGCGUUUUCCGUGGUUGCACAAAGAGGAAGCAUUCUCAUCCCGUGCAAUCCGGCCAAUGGCGACGAGCCAGACAACAUGGACGGCAGCCACGGCCUCUGUUCCGUUUCCGAGAAGGACGGCGCGCCGAGGUGGACUUUCAACCUGAAUCGCUACGGCAGCAAGGGCUACAACUUG
Symbiodinium sp. CCMP2592 is the source of this 1018-nucleotide messenger RNA. The record is from the annotation of a GenBank genome assembly. Lineage: Eukaryota; Dinophyceae; Suessiales; Symbiodiniaceae.